Cylas formicarius (sweet potato weevil) is the source of this 1144-nucleotide messenger RNA. RefSeq lists its product as uncharacterized. Lineage: Eukaryota; Metazoa; Arthropoda; Insecta; Coleoptera; Brentidae. The transcript is spliced from 2 exons. The record is from RefSeq and is a predicted model, not a curated record. The coding region runs from base 615 to 1091 and encodes 158 amino acids.
AAAUAUCUGGAUUUGCGGUUAUGAUGGGCGUAUUGGAACGAAAAACAACCCGUUAUCUGGUUAUUGCAAUAAGUAUUCCUAAUAUUGUCUUCAAAAUUCGGAAAAUCUGUAACUCAAAAAUAUUAUUUCGUCUAAAUUCGUGAGCCGACCAGUUUUUGAGAACACCCUCUCUAAAUAUUUCAUUUAGUACAUUUCUAGUAAGAGGCCUUUGUGUGUUUCCCGAAAUUCUAAACCGUCGGCUUUUACUGGUGCAUUUCUAAUGCAUUGAUGUCGUUUUCGGUCAUUGCCCGUUUUUCCGAGCCAUAACACCACCUGAUUCUAUCGACUUUGUGAAACUACGUUAUGAAUUUUUUGUGCCAGGCCUACAAACUUCGCUUUUUAGUUUAGACUAGCAGUCUGUACUUGCGUUCCAACAAAAACCGUAAGCUUUGACCGAAGGUCGUGUGCAAAAAAUCCCGACGAAGAUGACUAUGUAAUUUGCGCCCAUUGUUUAAAUCGCUUGGUCCCAUAAUACCGUCGGCCAAUUACUUUUCCCAGACAACCAGUUUGCCGGUGCUUAAUUCAAGUACCUGAUCGUUUCUCCACGGGAAACUACCUGCAGUGAGUGUCCAGCGAUGGCCCCUAACAGUUUGGUGGUCUCUUUCGUCUUGGUCGCGGCGACGGCAGCGGCGAAAGACUGCGAAGUGGUUCGGAUCGAAUCGGAUACCGUCCACGGCAGUUGCUGCGUCUACUACAAGACCUCGCAUAGCGGCGAACGGUUCAAAACGGACCCGCUGAUGAAGUUCCUCAAGGACGUGCCGCCAGGAGGCGUUUCCACCUUGCCAUCGAACGGAAGCGACGUUAUAUUUUUCGAAAAUUCGCCGACCGGACCGAGCGGCGUAAAGCAGGUUAAGAAAAAACCCGAAGAGAUGGCGAAACGGAUAUCCGAGAACCAUCGCAACGUUAGUAAGGGACACGGGGGCGUGUCUAAUCGGACGAGUAGCACUUCGGUACCCAAAUUACUAGACAGGAACGCGGUAGACGUGCCCGGCUCGGGAUGUCCCGGCGAAGCGGAGAGGGACGCCAGCGGACUCUGCGUGGACCCGUUUUGAAGCAUCUACCACUGCGUUUGUGGAAAAAACCGAAUAAAGCACUUAACGACUUC